AUGGAGCAGAGGCUUUCUAAUACAUGGCGGAUGACAUUGAAUGAGAAGAAAUUCAUCGAGACGGCGCUGCUGUCGGAUCUCAGAAUCGAUGGUCGCGGUCCAUUUGAUUAUCGAAGCUUAACAAUCCAGUUUGGUAGUGAAGAUGGCUCAUCGGAGGUGAAACUGGGCCAGACUCGUGUAAUGGGAUUUGUAACCUCCCAGCUGGUGCAACCUUAUCGUGACCGCCCGAACGAAGGAACUCUUGCCAUAUUUACUGAAUUCUCUCCAAUGGCAGAUCCUUCAUUUGAAGUAGGGCGUCCUGGGGAAUUUGCUGUAGAGUUAGGACGCAUAAUUGAUCGUGGGUUGAGGGAAAGCAGGGCAGUGGACACAGAAUCACUUUGUGUUGUUGCUGGUAAAUGGGUGUGGUCUAUUCGUGUCGAUCUUCACAUUCUGGACAAUGGCGGGAAUCUUGUGGAUGCUGCCAAUAUAGCUGCUUUGACUGCUCUUUUGACUUUCAGAAGGCCAGAAUGCACAUUAGGAGGAGAAGAUGGCCAGGAAGUUACCAUACAUCCUCCUGAAGUCAGGGAACCACUUCCGUUGAUUGUACACCAUCUCCCUAUAGCUGUUACCUUCGCCUUUAUUGGGGCGGAGAGCACAGUGGUUAUUGACCCGUCACACUUUGAAGAAGCUGUUAUGGGAGGAAAAUUGACUGCUACCCUGAAUACAAAUGGUGACGUCUGUGCUAUCCAAAAAGCUGGAGGGGAAGGCGUCAUACAGAGUGUUAUUAUGCAGUGCUUGCGUAUUGCAUCUGUAAAGGCUGGCGACAUAACAACCAAAAUAAAGAAAGAGGUUGAAGUCUACAACUCAACAAGAGCUUUGAAAAAGAUCAAACGACACCCUGAUCCUGUUGGCGUGAGCCAAAUUGCUCAGAAGAGAGUUGAUAAUUUAUCAAAGGCAAUGGGGAAGCGUGAAAUGAAAACAGAGGAUAGAAGUACGCAAGAGGACAUGGAAAUUGAAACCAAUUCAUCUAAAAAUGAUGAAAGCAGUUUGGGGAAUGUCAAGCUUAAACCUUUUAUUGGUGGACCAUCUAGCUGGGAUCCAUAUUCUAAGGGUGUCAACGUUGAUGAAUUGAAGGCAUCUCUGGGUUUGCGAGCUGCAGUGAUCCCAGAACGAGAGAUGGAUGUAUUACCUCCUGAAAAUCCUGAGUCUGAUCAACCCCUUAGAGAUGAAGAUCCAUCACCUCCAUCGGAGGAUACAGCUAAAGCUCAACAACAGAUGACCAAACCCAAGACGUUAAAAGAUGCAGUGAAGCCUAAGCAUAAAAGGAAAAAGAAGAAUUUGUUGAAUACUGAUGGGAGUUAA
Molecule: messenger RNA, 1341 nt
Organism: Striga hermonthica
Lineage: Eukaryota; Viridiplantae; Streptophyta; Magnoliopsida; Lamiales; Orobanchaceae
Source: the annotation of a GenBank genome assembly